AUGGAGUACAUACUCGCAGCUGCGGUGUUGGGCUUGGGUAUGUUUCAAUCUUCAUGGCUACGGACAUGUCCAGACACGAAUCUCUGCUACUCGCUCAACAUCCCAGAGUCAACCGCUUCCAGCGGCAAUGGUGACAUCUACUUCCAAAUCAGUGCUCCCACAACCUACGAAUGGGUCGCCCUGGGACAAGGCUCCGGGAUGGCAGGCGCCAACAUCUUCGUCGUCUACACUUCUGCAGACGGCCAGAACGUCACCGUCUCCCCUCGAUUGGGAACCGGCCACGUCGAACCUCAACAUAAUGCCGAUGCUCAGAUCACUAUCCUCGAAGGCUCUGGUGUGACCAAUGGUGUUAUGACAGCCAACGUCCGUUGCAGCAGCUGCAACACCUGGAAUGGAGGAAGCAUGGACUUCAGUACAUCGAGCGCGAGCUGGAUUCACGCCGCCAAAUCGGGGCCAUCCAUGGCGACAGAUGACGUUGCCGCGAGCAUCAGUUACCACGACAGUGCCUCGCCGUUCGAUUGGGACAUGGCCACCGCAAAGGGCGGCAGCAGCGUCAACCCCUUCGCCUCGACCGCUGAAACUGGCAGCACUGACAGCAACAAUACCUCCACCAACUCCUCCAGCACCACCUUCUCCUCCUCCAGCGCCCCCUUCGGCGGCGACAUGGCCCUAGGCGACCGCGUCCAACGCGCCCACGGCGUCCUGGCCGCCCUCGCCUUCGUCGUCUUCUUCCCCAUCGGCGGCAUCCUCAUCCGCGUCGCCAACGCCACCGGCCUCAUCUGGAUCCACGCCGCGAUCCAAGCCUUCGCCUACGCCAUCUACAUUGCCGCGUUCGGCCUGGGGAUCUACCUCGCCACCGAGACGGAUCACAUGAGCGACCACCAUCCGAUCAUCGGCAUCGUGCUGUUCGUGGUGCUGUUUUUCCAGCCGUUGAGUGGCUGGCUGCAUCAUUGGACGUUUAAGAAGAGCGGAGGGAGGAGUGUUUGGUCGUGGGAACACAUCGGCAUCGGCCGCAUCGCCAUCAUCCUCGGCAUGAUCAACGGCGGUCUGGGCAUCAAACUGGCCGGCGGCAUAUCGACCGGCUACAUCGCCGCGUAUGGCGUCUGCGCAGGUGUCAUGGGAUUGCUCUAUAUCGCGGCGAUCGUGUACGGCGAGACGAAGCGGAGGCGCAAUAAUGUCCCACCCAGCUACGAUGACUCGCGAAGGGCGCAGUCGCGUGAGCUGGAGAGUCAUGAUGGAUCGCCGAAUGGACGUGGUUAUUACGGAAAGGAGAAAGGUCAGUGA
Molecule: messenger RNA, 1284 nt
Organism: Zasmidium cellare ATCC 36951
Lineage: Eukaryota; Fungi; Ascomycota; Dothideomycetes; Mycosphaerellales; Mycosphaerellaceae
Product: iron reductase domain protein
Exons: 3
Coding region: 1-1284 (427 amino acids)
Source: RefSeq, a predicted model, not a curated record